Heterotrigona itama is the source of this 885-nucleotide messenger RNA. The record is from the annotation of a GenBank genome assembly. Lineage: Eukaryota; Metazoa; Arthropoda; Insecta; Hymenoptera; Apidae.
AUGAAUAUUAACUUGGACAAUAAUGAGCCAGUUGAAAAAAGAAUUAAAUCUAAUGAAAUAGAAAAUGAUUCAUUCAAUAUUUUAAAUGAUGAAAGUAACACAAAUAGAAAUCCUGAAUAUCAAGAAAAGACAGAUUUAACAGAUAUUGAAGAUGAAAAUAUGCCACUAAGCAAAAAUGAUGAUGAUGAUGAUGAUAGCUUAUUUCCAUUUCCUCCAGAUAGUGAUGUUACAGAUAUGUUGGAAGGAGUAAAAUAUCAUGGAUUGUUUCCUACAAUUACAGAUCGUUAUUUUACUGCCUAUUAUAAAUUAGAUGUACAAAGUUAUACAGAUGAUAUUUGUAUUUUAAUGCAUAGUAAUCGAAUUUGUAUGCUUACUCUUGCCCCAAGUCAUGCAAUUCUUCAAAACGAUAAACAUAUAACAAAAGUAGAUUUUAAAGUUAGCAAUAAAUUAGAUAGAGUUCAAAAUAAAGUUUCUGGUAAAAGCAAACAUGGUGCUCAACCUUUACAAACAAAUUCCAAUAUUUGUAAAAUUACUUGUACAAAUGAAAAACCAUAUAUUAUAAAAUGUUGUAUAAUUGGCAAAUUGGUAGAAGUAAAUGAAACACUAAUACAAAAUCCUAAACUCUUAUUAGAACCUCCACAUAAAGGAGGUUAUUUAGCUAUAAUAUUGCCAAACAUAAAACUUUUAGAUAAAAUGAAAGAAUCUUUAUUAACUCAAGAACAAUAUAACUUGAAAAUAUUAGAGCGACAAGAUACUGCAAAUCACUUGGAAAAAUCAAAAAUAUAUACAUCGAAUACUUCAUUAAAAAAUGAUACAAAAAUAAUGAAUGAAAAAAGUCAACUGAGCUCUAAUAAAAAUCAAAUUACAUUGUCUAAUAUAAGCUGA